CUCGGGACCGGCUCCGGCAUCCACCAUCCGGGUGUCAACGUGACGGAUGCGGUCACAAUGUGGCUGCGAGCGGGCGGCGCCGCCAUCGACACCGCCUACGACUACGGCACGCAGCGGCUCAUCGCCAAGGGCGUCGCCGCGGCGGGUCCCGCCACCACCGCGCCCUUCCUCACCACCAAGGUUCCCAGCAGCAGCUACGAGAAGGCUGCCGCCCACAUCGACGCCGACCUCUCAGAGCUAGGCGUGGCGGCGGUAGACCUUCUGCUCAUCCACUUUCCGUCGCUUCGCAUGGAGAGCACGUACGACACGUGGCGGGCGCUGGAGGACGCCUACCUGGCGGGAAAGGCGCGCGCGAUCGGCGUCUCCAACUUUCAGGCCAAGCACUUUGAGGCGAUGCGCGUGCGCAAGCCGCGCGUCUGGCCGCCCGCCCUGAACCAGGGCUCCCUCUCGGUCGGGUACCGCGACGAGGCCACCCUCGCGUACUGCAGCCGGGCGGGGAUCGGCUACAUGGCCUACUCGCCCCUCUGCGGCGGGCCGAACGGCUCCUCCUGCCGACACGGCUCGGUCCUGGCGAUCCCCGAGGUCAAGGCGGUGGCGGCGGCGCACGGCGUCUCGGCCGCGCAGGUGGCGCUCAAGUGGAUCGUGCAG
Messenger RNA from Emiliania huxleyi CCMP1516, 648 nucleotides. RefSeq lists its product as hypothetical. NCBI's taxonomy places the organism in Eukaryota, Haptophyta, Isochrysidales, Noelaerhabdaceae. The transcript has a single exon. Gene Ontology annotation, molecular function: oxidoreductase activity. The annotation marks the transcript as partial. The record is from RefSeq and is a predicted model, not a curated record.